Syzygium oleosum is the source of this 973-nucleotide messenger RNA. RefSeq names its product abscisic acid receptor PYR1-like. The record is from RefSeq and is a predicted model, not a curated record. The transcript has a single exon. Lineage: Eukaryota; Viridiplantae; Streptophyta; Magnoliopsida; Myrtales; Myrtaceae. Gene Ontology annotation, cellular component: nucleus; cytoplasm. Gene Ontology annotation, molecular function: protein phosphatase inhibitor activity; signaling receptor activity; abscisic acid binding. Gene Ontology annotation, biological process: abscisic acid-activated signaling pathway. The coding region runs from base 85 to 723 and encodes 212 amino acids.
UUUCCUCACACCUCCUUUCUAAAACAAGUAAGACUCUCUCUCUCUGUCUCUCUCUCUCUGCAUCACCUUCCAUCACUCACUCCCAUGGAGGGGAGUCAAAGAUCCGAGUCCGCUCAAGAACCCGACAACCCGUCGCCGCCGGUCACCGCCCACCACCUGGCUGCCCCGCCGGGGCUGACCCCCGGCGAGUUCGCCGAGCUCGCCCCCUCCGUCGCGGAGCACCACACCUACGAGCUCGGCCCGGGGAGGUGCUCCUCCCUCCUGGCGCAGCGCGUGCGGGCCCCACGCGCCGUCGUCUGGUCCAUCGUGCGCCGCUUCGACAGGCCCCAGGUGUACAAGCACUUCAUCAAGAGCUGCUCCGUGGGGCCCGGGUUCGAGGUCGCCGUGGGGGCCACGCGCUACGUCGACGUCAUCUCCGGCCUCCCGGCGUCCACCAGCGAGGAGCGGCUGGACGUGCUGGACGACGGCCGGUUCGUCACCGGGUUCACCAUCAUCGGCGGGGAGCACCGGCUGAGGAACUACCGGUCGGUGACGACGCUGCACGAGGUGGCGCGUGAGGGCGGGAUUUGGACCGCCGUCCUGGAGUCGUACGUCGUGGACGUGCCGGAGGGGAACACCGAGGAGGACACCCGCCUCUUCGCCGACACCGUGGUGAAGCUGAACCUGCAGAAGCUGGCCUCCGUCGCUGAAGGGCUGGUGGCUCGCGAGGGUGAGGGCCGAUAGCAGUCUUCUCCCUACUCCAAAGUUUCCAUUUUGAUUCCCUCUUUUACGAAUCCGAAGGGGUUCUUGAUUUGUGAAUUAUCUGCAGAAAGAAAGAAAGAAAAAGAACUGUUCUUUUUUGGGGUACUGUUUGGAAAAGUUAAUGGGAUUUUCAUGAGAAUUUGGGAAAAUGCGGAGGGAAUUCAAUGCUUGAUUUGCUGCUGAUUUUCUAAUUGAGGAAAUGUUAUGGCCUCUGGAAUAUAUGCGGUUGAGU